AUGUCUUCUUUUGUAGGACUACGUGUUCCAGAUAAAAAACCGACUCGGAACGAAGAAUACCAACGUACACCGUGUCCUUUUGCGAAUAAAGGCAUAUGUCGUUACAAAGACGGUGAAUGUAAAUAUCGUCAUACGAAGUGCCAAAAUUAUUUGACCUGCUCACGAUCUGAUUGUCUUCUCGCACAUGCGACCGAACGAUGCAGAUUCGUAUCUGGAUUAACAUCUGCACGAUGUAUGAAUGAUAUUCGAUGUUACAAAGCAGAGUGUCCAUUUGAUCAUCCUGAAGGAUGGACGGCUUGUGUCGACGGAGUUCAAUGUACGAGUUAUGAAUGUACUGCUAAUCAUCCGCCGGGUCGCAUGGACAAAUGUCCUCAUGGAGAUCGAUGUAUUACUAAGAAUAACUGCAAGUUUCUGCAUCCAAACAAUCCUUCAUACGAGCAUUUGGGUCCGGCUCCGGAUGUCAGACUUUCGACACCGCUGCUUAAAACAAAAGCGCCUCGUGACUCACCAAAGAAACAUGUCACAGAGAUAGUUGAACUGACUGGUGCUGAGCAGAAUUUUCUUCAAUUUUUCGGUGAUAAAACAUUAGACCGAAUGCGCCAUGAACCAGGUAUUGACGAGGUCACACUGAAAGAUAAUAAACUUCAACUGACAGGUGAUCGAUCCUCAAUGACGAAUAUCAAAUCUUAUCUAGAACAGACACUUCAUAAGCAACACGUAGUUAUCACUCAUAUACUGAAAACUUAUUUGGAAAGAGCAUGUAAACGACGAUUAUUAACGAAAUUCCUAAAACAAUAUCGAGUAGGAAUUUCCUAUGGUGACUAUGACAAAGAAGCGCAAAACAAAAAUGAUCAAACUGUGAAACAAUCUGCCAGCGAUGAUGAAGAGCAAACUGAUGAUGACGAUGAUGAUCACAAGAGCGAUAUUUCCAGUGCAUCAUCGUAUGCCACAAACCUAUCAACCGUUUCGAAACAAGCUCGUCAAUGUGGUCAACAGAUGACUCAAGUUACGUUAUGUAGUGAUUCCGAAGAUUCAUUAGCGAAAGCUGGAAAAGAAUUACAGAGUUACUCGUUACAUAUUGAAUCAUGGCCGCUAAAAGGAGAGGAAGUUGCAUUUAUUUUAAAACAACCCGCGAAUGGAAAACUGAGACAAGGAAAAAGAAAUCCAGCUUUUCAAAAAUCUUGUCAAAUCAAAACUUGUCUCGAUAAUAUCGUUCAAUCAAAAUCGAAUUUGCCGGUACAGAUCUUUGUGCCUUAUAAAACUGGGGUGUGGCGUGUAAAAGUAAGAGGAUUCAAGACUUAUGUAGAUGCUGGAGUAGUGAAAAUCAAAAACUGGCUGAAUGAUAAUGUUAAGACUGAUGUACAAUUGCCGAUUUCAACGGUAAUGUGUAUUUAUCUUCGAACAAAAGCUUCAUCGGACAUUAAAAAACUCGAAAAAAUCUAUGCUGUCAAGAUAACGACCUCGUCGUCAGCCGCUCACAAACAUGCUGACGACGAACAAGAUGAUAAUCAUGAAUAUUUAAAACUGACUGGUUCGGAAUUACAGAUCAAAUCGGCUCAAACACAUGUCGAAAACUUUCUCGAAAGCUUAUCCGAAAAAGAAAAACAUUUUCCACGCGCCAGUUGGGAUAUUGCCAAGAACAUUUUGCCAAUUCUUCGCAAACGUCUGAAAGAUAUGCAAGACUCCGAUGAUUGUGAAGCAAUCGGAUGGUUGAAGAGGUAUACAGCAAGUGACAGAAGAGAUCUAACACCGAGAAUUACGGUGUCGAUAGUGGGUCUGAACGCAGAAGCAGUUGACGACGUCAUUGAACAAUGUCAAGAUAUUGUAGAAGGAUAUGUAGUUUGGAAACCAUCUGCCGACGAGUAUCGUGCUAUCAAUCAGGCGUUGUUCGUGAAAAACUCGCCAUCACUGAAUGAAUUUCGACAACAAUGGAAUACGGAGAUUUUUCUUGAUCGAGACAAAGGUACGAUUAUUAUUCCGGCACAAUCAAAAAUGAUUGCAGACGAUAUUAAAGAAGCUCUACUAAGUUUACGUGGUGAAAAGAAACCGCGAGUGGAACGUAUUAUCGAAUUCAUUCCUAUCGAACUCAAAAUUCGUCGUUUUGUUAACCAAGUGAUUGGUUCGGUACUUAACGAAGCAAAAUCUCAUCGCAUUUCUGUUGAAUCUCGAAAUCGUCAUGGAUUGAAACUGCAUGGGCGGUCGGAUAUUGUCACGGAACUCAAACAAAAGAUCAUCGUGAUUGUCAAUGAUAUUCAACAAACAAUCGUUACACAGCGUUUACAAUUAUCAUCGACUGAGGCAGAUCUGUUGCGAGCCGAUAGAUAUGCGUUAGCAGAACGUAUUGAACGUGAAACGAAUACGAUUAUUCGUGAUGCUAAAGUCGAUUCGACUGGUUUGCCGUCAACAGUCACCAGUGACGAACAUAGUUCGACGAUAAUUACUGCCCUAAACAGUCGUGGUCAAAUCAUUGUCGUAGCCAAAGGUGAUAUUACGAAGGUCAGAAACGUCGAUGCUAUUGUCAAUGCAGCCAAUGGGCCAUUAUAUCAUGCGGGCGGUAUCGAUAAAGCCAUUGCUGAUGCGGCUGGCCCACCAUUGGAUCAAGAAUGUAAACAACUGAUUGCUAGUAAUGGUGGGUUACCUCUUGCGGCAGGAAAAGCCGUCAAAACAACCGCUGGUAAUCUUCCCUUCAAAUGUGUCAUUCAUGCUAUUGGUCCUCAAUAUACAGAUGGUAGCCAGCAAGAACGGCCCUUGUUAUUCUCAAGUGUUCUGACGAGUUUACAACUUGCUGACGCUGAAGGUUGUCGAAAUGUUGCUUUACCAGCUAUUAGUUCUCGAACUUACGGAUUCCCGAUGAUGGAUUGCACAAAUAUUGUCGUUCGUGCUGUCAAACAGUUCUUUGCUGAUCAUCCUCAAUCCAAGGUCAGAAAGAUCGUGCUACUAGACAUGGACGAUGCAGCUUGUAAUUCAUUUGCACGAGAAGUGGAAGUCGAUCAUAGCAGUUCAGUAGCAGACAACGAUGAUGAGCUGACUGAAUAUCAGCUGCCGCCGCUCACGGCGCAAUGGUGUUGGCAAGAUGACUACGAUGAGAAAGUCAAUACUGAUCAUGAUAUACGUCAGAUCGAAAAUGCAUUUCAACAAUAUUUACGAACUUUUACACCAUCAGAAUUGCUAAUCGGGGCAGAUAAUCUACGAAGUGGUACUAUUGUUAAUUAUAAGAUUCGUUUUCUUCCUAAUCUGAAGCAAUCACUAACAAGUAAUCCCAAUGCACUUCAUAGCCGACUCGUAUGUGGACAUCAAACGAAUGUCGCGACUGGUUAUACAAGACACAUUAUUCGUUAUCCAGUAACAGCAGUCCAGCAAGCAAGUCAACCAAAACCUGUACAGUAUCAUCCGAAACCGUUGGAUUCAUACGAAAUAAAAUCAGUCGUCGCAGAAGAAUAUUGGAAUAUUACCGGUAUGAAGAAAGUCACAGUAGAACAAGCACAACGAGCAAUCAAAGCAGCAAUACAGUCUGCCACGAUUGUCGACCCCUUCUCCGUUAAUCUCCACAAAGAUUUCGAUGUUCAUAAAAAGGAACUGAUCAAAAUUGGCACACAACAAUCCAUUCAAAUUACUUUUCAAGAGACUACUCUCGGUCAACAAUUAUCGAUGAUAUUAACCGGUUUCAAACCAAACGUGUCCGAAGCAAAAUUACAAAUUGCUUUAUAUGCGCAAGAUAUUUUAAAAACACAGGUAGAAAAGGACGAUGAAUUGUGCAUACCGAAGGAAUGGGACGAUCAACAAGAUGGAUGCAAGUUAGUGGAAAUUCCUCGAAAUGAUCCGACGUUUGUUCGAAUUGAAAAACGUAUGAAAGAAACGAUGAGUACGGUAAAAAUCGAGAAAAUCGAACGCGUACAAAACGUUCGAAUGUGGAGUCACUAUGCGUUUCGUCGUCGAGAGUUGAAAAAAGAAUUACGUUCGAAACCGAAUUUACAAAUUGAAAUGGAAUUAUUUCAUGGCACAAGAAGUACACUACCGAGUGAAAUUUACAAUGGAGAAUAUGGAUUCGAUAUGACGUUUAGUACCAGUGGUAUGUGGGGUAUCGGGGCAUAUUUUGCUCAGAAUGCUUCGUAUUCUUGUGGUGGCUAUGAAUAUAAAUUACCCAAUGGGAAAGCGCAAGCGUUUCUCGCCCAAGUUUUGACAGGUGACGUCUACGAUUGCAAUCCUGAUUCAAGUUUGCGUCGACCUCCGAAGAAAGAUGCGAACGUGUCGAAUCUACGUUACAACAGUGUAUCAGGCAACACGGGAGGCAGUAAAGUUUAUAUUGUCUACGAAAAUCGUGUCGCUUAUCCUACUUAUUUGAUUACGUUCACAAAAUAG
Messenger RNA from Rotaria sp. Silwood2, 4359 nucleotides. Lineage: Eukaryota; Metazoa; Rotifera; Eurotatoria; Philodinida; Philodinidae. The record is from the annotation of a GenBank genome assembly.